Impatiens glandulifera is the source of this 1749-nucleotide messenger RNA. Its product is annotated as probable lipid-A-disaccharide synthase, mitochondrial. The coding region runs from base 432 to 1589 and encodes 385 amino acids. NCBI's taxonomy places the organism in Eukaryota, Viridiplantae, Streptophyta, Magnoliopsida, Ericales, Balsaminaceae. Gene Ontology annotation, biological process: lipid A biosynthetic process. The transcript is spliced from 5 exons. The record is from RefSeq and is a predicted model, not a curated record. Gene Ontology annotation, molecular function: lipid-A-disaccharide synthase activity; phospholipid binding.
GACCCUUAUCCACCGCCGAGAUUUUCUGAGCGAACCCAUGCCGUUGCCUCAGGCGAACCCAUGUUUAGAACCCACCAAAAAAAAUUCGAGCUUUUCAACUUUGAAUCCUCAGUCGAGCGAUUAUGAUCAGAACGAUUCGGGGUUGGAGAAAUGGCUCCGCUGAUUUUGGAUUCCUAAGGAAUCGGAUUAGGUCAGUACGGGCAUUAAGCUCAGCGGUAAUUGAUAUGGCCGAUAGAGAUGGAGAGUUGAGGGUUUUUGUAGUCGCCGGAGAAGUCUCAGGUGACAACAUUGGUUCCCGUCUCAUGGCUUCUCUCAGGAAGCUCUCUCCUUUCCCCGUUCGUUUUGCUGGUGUCGGCGGGUUCACUUUCUCUUCUUAUAUGUGCAAAAUGUUGUUUCUUUUCAUUGAAUCUAAUUAAAUUCGUCUUAGCUCCAUGAUGUCCAAGCAAGGAUUGAAAUCUUUAUUCCCAAUGGAAGAUAUAUCUGUGAUGGGAAUAUGGGAAUUGUUGCCACAAUUAUAUAAGUUCAGGGUUAAGUUGGAGGAAACAGCUGAGGCUGCAUUAUCAUUCAACCCCCAUGUUAUAGUGACUGUGGAUGCUAAGGGGUUUUCAUUUCGACUGCUUAAGAAGAUAAGAAGGGGUUCUCUUUUAGCUAGAAAUAGUCAGAAGGGAUUUCCUGCUCCUCCUCUGCACUUCCAUUACGUGGCUCCUUCAUUUUGGGCAUGGAAAGGGGGAGAAUCGAGACUACGAGGGUUUUCUGAAUUCGUGGAUCAUGUAUUAUGUAUACUUCCUUUCGAGGAAGAAGUUUGCAGAUUGAAUGGAUUGGCUGCAACAUUUGUUGGACAUCCUGUACUUGAAGAUGCUUUAGAGGCUGCAAAUGAAACAGAAAAUGGAAUAAAGAUGAAAGGAAAUUCUGAAGAAUUUAGAAAUCAAUAUGGCUUAUCUACAGUAGCAACAAUCGUUAGCUUGCUUCCAGGAAGCAGAUUACAGGAGGUAACUCGCAUGCUUCCUAUCUUCUUGAAUACAAUGGAGCUUUUAAAGGAGUCGUGUCCUUCUGAUCUAUUGACUGCAGCAAUUCAUGUGGCACCCAAUAAGCAUGUCGAAAACUACAUUGCCAGUUAUUCACACAAAUUGAAUUUACCCGUCGUUCUGAUUCCAGGCGGAUCAUCAAACAUGAGAUAUGAUGCUUUCAGUGCCAGCAGAAUGGCCUUAUGUACUUCGGGAACAGUAGCAGUGGAGUUGCAGCUAGCACGUGUACCUUGUGUGGUAGCCUAUCGAGCCCAUUUGUUAACCGAAUAUUUGAUACGCUAUAAAGCGAAAGUACAAUACAUAUCUCUUCCCAAUAUUCUUUUGGAUGAACCCGUCCUUCCUGAAGUCCUUUUCCAUGCAUGCACGCCUUCAAAUCUAGCUCCAAUUGUCAGGGAAGUAAUGUACAAUGAGGGUGUGCGGAAUGUUCAAGUUGUCGCGGCUGAAAGAGUUAUGCGGUUGUUGUUAUCUCGACCCGGAGGAAAUGAGAAAUUGACAUCAUUAUCAAAUGAUUAUAAACCUAGUACAAUAGCUGCAUUUACCAUUCUGUACUCUCCCAGGAAAUAAUUAAUCUUCAAAAUUUUGAAUAAGAAAGGCUUCUACUACAUCCAGCAAGUAAGUGUCCUUUCUAUGUGUUGAAUUGAAAUAUUUAAAAUUGUAUGUCUAAACUUCCAUGAGAAAAUCAAUAAUUUUUUUAAUGAAAUAGUAACACUAAUAAUGUCCAUCC